CUCUUCUCCAUGUCUGGUUCCGAUGGAAAGUCCUUUCCUCUCUGUCCCUAUUGCUACAAUUCCCCCCCAUUUGAAGGAAUCACCACUCUCUUUGGUUCCAUUAAGCUUGGGAAUUCUGGAAAACUAGGCAAAGGAGCAGGCAUGCCCUGCUUUCUUUGCCCUCAUCCAACAUGUCGACACUCCAUGAUUACGCAGGGAGUAUGUGCUUGCCCUGAGUGCAGUGGGACUCUUAUCCUUGAUCCAGUCAGUGCUCCCAAAUGGAGACUCUACUGCAACAUUUGUAAUUGCAUGGUCUCCCUUCCACAAGGCGCUCAUCGAAUCUCAACCACUAGCAACAGAUGCCCUGAUUGUGAUUCCUUAAUCAUUGAAGUAGACUUCAAUAAGAAGACAACACCUUUAAGUGAUGGAGCCACAUUGUAUUCUGGCUGCAUAUUGUGUGAUGAAUUGCUGCAUUCUCUCAUUGAAAUGAAGCACGGCAAGUCGUUCUUUAGGCGAGGAAGAGGUAGAGGAAGAAGUCGAGGAAGAGGUGGCAGGGGUCGAGCUAGAGGUGGCUCAAAGAAUGAUGAUCCCAAAAUGAGCUUUCGAGAUUUCUAAAAGGAAUAACUGGUUCAUUCAUGCAUUCUAUUUAUUGCUUUCUGUUUGUUCUAGUGAUGUCAAGGAACAAGAAUUGAAGGAUUUUGUGAUUCUUUACUAAGUGAAACUGAAAAUAUCAGGAUCUAUCGCUAUGUUUAGGGCUAUCACAGCCUUAGAGCAUUAAAUGCUUUUAAAAAGCUCUCCCUACAGACUUGCAGAAGUUGUAUUAUUUGUACAGAAUGUCUUCAUAUUAUUAUCAUCCUGUAAGAACUGGAAAGGCUAGUAAUACUAUCUGGAUACCUUAAAAUUGUUCAUUUAUUUUCCUUGACAUUUCCUUUAUUGCAUUUUGAAAAUUUUUUAUGUCA
This is a messenger RNA of Dendrobium catenatum, 938 nucleotides long. RefSeq names its product DNA topoisomerase 3-beta-like. The record is from RefSeq and is a predicted model, not a curated record. Lineage: Eukaryota; Viridiplantae; Streptophyta; Magnoliopsida; Asparagales; Orchidaceae. The annotation marks the transcript as partial. The transcript has 2 exons.